CAGAGAUGUGCUGAUAUCCUAACAAGCUACUACACAUGCAUGGGAAGAACAAAAAAAGCUAUUGUUCAACUUUGUUCAACUUAUUUUACAUGUGGCUAUAAAUGAAAUAUAGCUCAAAGUAUGAAUUACUUUUAAUUUGAAGAAUGUGAAAUGUCACCUCAUGAGAACUUGGUCAUGGCUUAGGCUGAUUUUGAAAACAUAUUUGACUCACCCUCACACUUCAAAACACAUCAAAAUAGAUGAUAGAAUGUUAAGUAGUUUAAUAAUUUUGUUAACAAUAAUAAUCUUCUAGAGCAGGGUUUCCUAACAUUUUCUGAAUUCCCAAACGCCCUACAGAUCUUUUGACUAACUCUCGCACCCCUUACUGAGGUACUGGUAACAAACAGCAAUGCAUGUUCCAUUUAAAGACAAUUAUAAACUUUACAAAAUAAACUUGUGGCUUAAAAUGAUACAUCAACUAAAUUUUGAAUUGAAGUUUAGGAAGACAUAAACAUUUAUGUCAUGACUUAAAAAUCAAUAGCUCCUCUUUCAUAUGAUUGCUUUUUCUCGCAUCCCCUCAAAUUUCUCUUAGCGCUCUUGGAGGAGCCAAGGUCCCAGAAUUUGUAAACCCAGUUCUAGAGUUCCAGAAUGGAAAUGUCAUCUUUACAAUUUUACAUUGCUUUCAUAAAAUAUUCUAAUGCUAAUCGACAUUUGUUAUACUUAUACUCUUAAAAAAGUAAUUUAAAAAUUGAUAAAUGUUGAUGCUGAAUAAGUUGAUGUGUCCAGGAAUGGGUGUUUUUAAUUCUCCAACAGGUAGGAAACUGUUGAAUAAUAAUAACUGAGCACCAAUUUUUUUUUUUUUACUAGGCUCAACAAACAAUUUUGUUCUAAUUGAAUUAGUUAAACAAGCUUAGUGGGUUUUAUAAGUUAAAGCAAAAACAAAUGUUGGUUGUAUAGUAAUACCUUUCAGGUUUGUUUCUUACAGAAAAUGUCUUGGGCUGCAUACAUUACAAAUCUUGAAACAGGAAAAGGGAGAUGCAAAUAUGCUGCAAUUUAUGGCAAACAGGGAGGUGUAUGGGCAGAGUCAAUAGAUAAAUCCCUUUUUCAGCCAUCAGCAGAAGAAGUUGCUGCUGCAACUAAGGCAGUUGUCAAUCAAGACAUGAAUGUAAUGGGAACUGGUUUAACAGUAAGUAUUGAUACAUACCGGUACGGGUUGUUAAAGUUAAAAGUAGAAGUUUUUUGUUUGUUUGGGAAGUAAAAGAUAUAAUUUUAGUAUUUUUUCAAGAAGUGAAAGUUUAAUACUAAUAACUGCACUGAUUCCAAUUAUGCUGUACUCUUAUAUUAAAUUAUUAAGUUUAUUAGUUUUCUUGCUAUAAUCUUGUUAAAUUUUCCUUUAAUUAAUGAAUUCAUUGAAUAUGUAUAUUCCUCUUUCCUGCAUUGAAAUAAAAUAUUUUUAGAUCAAAAGGCAUGUAAUUAUGUUACCUUAAUCACUUCCAGUCUUAUCUUAGUCAACACUUUGACCAUUUUCUUCUUUUAUAUUUUGAGGGCCUACGAUCAAAGUAUUGAUCAUUCUGGCUCCAUUUUUGCCUUUUAAAUAGGAUAAACAAAACAAAUUCACUUUUUUAAUGUAGAUGGGUGGAGUCAAGUUUACAUGUUUGAGAAUGGAACCAGACAUAUUGAUCUGUCAGGGAAAAGGAGAUAAUAAAGACUACAGCUUAGUUAUAGCAAUCUCAAGUAAGUAUAUCUUGCCAACAUUGGUGUUUACGAUUAACUCAUUCCUUGCAGCAGUGCUACUUCUGUUCCUAUAUUAUAUAAUUACUGUCUAGUGGGCCCAUGCAUUGAGACUGUGCUGGGAAUUUGGGAGCAGUAGAUGGGGGGGGGGGGGGGGGGGGAUUCAUGUACUUCUGUUUGUCAUUUUUAUUGGAUGGAAUAAGCUACUAAAUAUCAAUUACAGUUAAUGAAUUAAGGACUUAUUCAUCAAAAAUGAAUAAAAGUUUAAUAGAAAUAUAACAUUAGCUGUGAAAAACAAUUCCGAAAAAUUCUAUUUCUGCACUUUGGACAAACACAUGCUACAUAUAGACAUGCCAUGCUAAAUCACAUAUAGUAUAGUUUACAAAUGAAACAAGAUAAAAAAAAACUUCUGUUUUUUUAAUUGAAUUCACGCCAUCCCUGGAAGGCGUGAGGGAUGCAAGAUUUCAUUGCUAUUUUAAACUAAAAUUGCGAGAGGCGUUUCAAUAUGCUCCAGGAUGCAUUUGGAAGCUUCUGUCAAAACCCCUAAAGGACACAUUUAGUUGCAACCGUCGGAAAUAAGUUAAAGAUAAAGCUCUAUGGAGCCAUUUAUACAUUACAUACAUGCUGAGGGUAGGGGGUAGUGUUGAUUUGGGAGAUGUUGCAUGCAGGUGUAGGGGAGGGGUCUUUGCAGGAGGAGUACUAAAUAUUUGUGCUUUGAAAUUUAAUAAAAAGUCUCUUGAAAGAAUGUCACCAUAAAGUCUAUAAAAAUUCAACAAAUUAUCAUUUUACUGGCACUUAUGCUUUGUUUUCACAAAUGUACUCCUUAGGUUACCCAUCAUAGAAAGUGAUUUUAUGAUUUUGAUCAUUUUCUUGUUUUAUUUAAUAAGAUAAAAAUGAGAAAUAAACAAUGGAUCACUUCAUUUCUUUGUAAUUUUUUUUAAAGUUAAAAGUUUCUAAAUACAGGUAUAGUUGUGCCCUUUUGCUUGGUCUGAUAGGACUCCAAGCGGUAACAAGAAAAAUUAAUGAAUUAUCUCCCCUUAGAUAUACAAGCGUUCUGCCUUGUUUUACUUCAUUCCUAAAUAGAUAAAUCACAACUGUUACGCUGUUUAAUCUCGUCUUUGCCAAAUUUAGAGGUUUCUUUUACAACAAAAUCUAAUAAUUUUGUCCCCAAUGGCCUCCUAUGACGAAUUUGAUAGCAACUGAAGUGUAAUUAUAGAUAAUUUAUCAGUUAAUUAUGCUAGCUGUAGUAAUACAGUUUCCUUUAUUUACAUUAUCAAAGUGACAUCAAUAUUCCCAGACUUUUAACUUCUAAAAGCUAUUGAGUUUACCAUAUUAAGUUUAAUGAACCCAGAAAACAAUAAAAAAUGUAAGUCUUGUGUAAUCGAGGUGUAUUGAAAUUCAUUUUUAAAAUAUAAAGGCAAAUCAAUUGUUUGUACCUGUUAGCAUAAAUUCCUUCGGAUUUGUUGGAUAAAUGAAAAAAUAAAAAUAAUUUUUAUUUUAUCAAAAGCUAUUCAUGAGAUUUUGUAAAUAAAAUUUUGUGCUACUAUUUAACAGACCAAGCUUGCAUUAUUGGACUGAAUCCUGAUGCAGAUACAAAGACAGCUCAAGUACGUGAUGCUGUGGAAGUGAUUCAAGUUUACUUGAAGGGUGCUGGCUAUUAAUUUAUAAUACAUGUAUUAAAUCUUUGAAUGCUAGCUGAUAUUUUACAAAUUGGAGGAAAAAAAAUGAAGUAUUGGUCGAUUCACUUAUUUUUGUUUUUUCACUUAUGUUUACUGCAGAAAAAAGGUAAAAUUUGGUCUUUGAAAUAUUAUAUACUAUUGUUAAAAUGUUUCUGUAGAAAAUAGAAUUAGUUAAAUAAUUUUGACUUGAACUAAUUUUGCUGAAUAUGUUGAAAAUUGUUUAAUUAGAAUUACCAUUGACAUUUUAUGACCAGCUCUUCUGCUUCUUUAACAAAAAUUAUCAAUUCACUGUCAUAUUUGAAUAUUUUACAGAACAUAAAUUUGUUGCAAAAGAUUUACAUAAAAUUCAUGGUUCUAAAAUUCUUGGUGUUCUGCUGAUAAUCUUUUCCCAUAAUUCAGAACUAAAACAAAAUUAAGAGAAAUUACUGGAUUUUUUUGAAUUGCAAUAUGGAACAGAACAUUAUUUAAAACUAAUUUUACAAACACUGUUGAAGGUUUGCAUUCAUUUACUCUUGCUAUAAAUGUGCUAUGUUUUGUAGGGUAUCAUGUAUUUAAUGAAAUAGUAUGUCUGGUUUGAAGCUAAAGCAACAAGGUAAUGCAACAGUGAGACAUGGGAACAGAAGGUUUAGUAAUAACAAAAAAGUUCUUGUUUUAAUUUUCAUUGCUUUUAAUUUUUGGGACGUUUUUUUUUUUUUUUUUUUUUUAAAUUAUUUUUUUGUUUACCAGUACCAAUGUCUGAAAACUGGGAAAGCAUUAAAUUUUUUUUAGAAACUUUAGAAAACAUGGCAUUUUUUUUUUUUUUUUUUUUUUUUUUUUUUUUUGGGUGGUUUUUUUUUUUUUUUUUUUUUUUAAAUUAUUAUUUUGUGUACCAGUACCAAUGUCUGAAAACUGGGAAAGCAUUAAAUUUGUUUUAGAAACUUGAGAAAACAUGGCUGUAGUACCAUUUGAAUGUUAAAGCUUGUAUGAUCAACAAGACUGAAAAUGAAUGAAGUUAGGUAGACUUAUGUGAUAAAGCGUUUGCGUUACAAAAUAUCUUCCUUAACAAAUAUUUUUGACACGUAAUAGGAUUUCCUUCCAUACAGAAAUACUUUGUCUGCACAUGGCUCUAUCAUUACUGUUCAACUUUUAGUACAGCAGGUAAAUCUGGGCUUUGGUGGUAAUAUUUAUACUUGUUCCUGCCUGCUUGAUAAUGACUUGUUUUUGUCUUGUAUUAGUUCAUGUGGGAAUGUAUUUACUGGGGCUCAUCUCUUUUAUUUCUUUUUUACACAGGCCUCUAUUGUAUUUUUAAAUGUUUCAUUGGCUUAUUUACACACACUCUUAACUCAUGAGGAAAGGGUCUGUUCUUCUGACAGUACUACAUUAUGCUGCUUAGAGUUAAACCUUUUCCUUCGUAAUUUUGAGACAAACUCGAAGUAAUCAAUGAAAAGAUGACCAGUUGGGCAUUCUUUCUCCAUUUUUAGCUUGCACUAUGUAGCUGACAGAGAAGCUAUCUGGCUGCUUUUCAUUUCUAGAGUUUGUUCCUGCUGUAGGGCUCCAGUUGUGUAUUCAGUGCCUCCUCUUGUUUGCAAAUUAAGCCGCAUGUAGUGAGGAAGUUUUGAAAGAUCUUUGCCAGCAAUGUUCAUUUUUUUGGUCAUUUCUAUUUUAAUGUAAGAUAUUGCUCAUGUAUUUUGAUAAAUUACUACAUUUCAAUUAUCUAUAAUAUAAUACAAACACUGUAAACUUGAUUAGCUUACAUUUUUUUUCAACACAUUAAAGAAAAUAAAUUCUGAAUUAUU
Messenger RNA from Lymnaea stagnalis (great pond snail), 5164 nucleotides. NCBI's taxonomy places the organism in Eukaryota, Metazoa, Mollusca, Gastropoda, Lymnaeidae. The record is from the annotation of a GenBank genome assembly.